AAGUAUACGUGUGUUUUAUAUAAACAACACUAACAAAGGCAAAGCUAACCAAGAUAGCCAUGAAUAAUCACGAACCGGCGGCAACUGUCGAAUCACGGUCAAACAACCGCCGGCUCGUGCUUUUUCCUAUACCAUUUCAAGGCCACAUAAACCCCAUGCUUCAGUUAGCAAACAUUCUCUAUACUAAAGGCUUCAAGAUUACCAUCAUUCACACCGAUUUCAAUUCUCCAAAUCAAUCAAACUACCCACACUUCACCUUCAAGUCAAUCACCGACGGCUUGUUCAAGUCCGAAAACAGGAGUUUGAAUCUAGAUACUAGUAACUAUGUCAUCAACUUCUUGAACGAAAGCUGCAUCGAGCCAUUCACGGUCUGCAUGGCUAAGUUGCUAGAACUGGAGCCUGUGACAUGCUUGAUCUCAGACGCACUAUGGCAUUUCACUCAGUCGGUUGCAGACAGUUUGAAACUUAAAAGAAUUGUGUUACGAACAAGCAGUAUGUCAUGCAUCCCUGUUUACGCAGCUUUUGUUCUUGGUGAGACGAGCUACUUCAAUACCACCGUUAAAGAAGAGCUUGCGUUGAUGACGGAAAACGACAUAGAAAAGAUUCACAAAGAUCGGUCAGAGAAGGGGAACGAGGAGGUGAUAUGUAGCAUGAUCAAAGAGACAAAGGCGUCUUCGGGGAUCAUAUUCAACACUUUCAAAGAACUAGAAGAGCCGGCUUUUUCAGCCUUAUCGCAAGAUUUUCAUAUUCCGAUAUUCCCAAUCGGUCCUUUUCAUAAAUAUUUUCCGGCUUCAUCUAGCAGUUUAUUAGAACAAGACCGAAGCUCUAUUUCGUGGUUAGACCACCAACCGGUCAACUCUGUAGUGUAUGUGAGUUUUGGGAGUAUUGCUCAGAUGGGUGAAGCUAAAUUUACCGAUAUGGCUUGGGGGUUAGCGAACAGCAAGCAGCGGUUUCUGUGGGUGGUUCGACCUGGUUCGGUCCACGGCUCUCAAUGGCUCGAGUCAUUACCUAAAGGGUUCAUGGAAGACGUAGGUGAAAGAGGACGUAUUGUCAAGUGGGCUCCUCAACAAGAAGUACUUGCUCAUCAAGCUGUAGGAUGCUUCUGGACUCAUAACGGAUGGAACUCAACGUUGGAGAGCAUUUGCGAAGGUGUUCCGAUGAUCUGCUCACCUUGUUCGUAUGAUCAACCGGUUAACGCAAGAUACGUAACAGACGUUUGGAAAAUAGGAGUGAUGUUGGAUGAUGAGAUGAAUCGAGAGGAAACCGGGAUAGCGAUAAAGAAAGUAAUUACGGGUAAAGAAGGUAACGAGAUGAGAAAAAGAUCUAAAUCGCUUCAAGAGAAGGUUAACAAAUCUCUGCGAAACGGUGGAUCCGCGUACCAAUCGCUCGAGAACUUAGUUGACUAUAUCCUCUCUUUCUAGUGUGUUAACUGUUAAGGUUCUUACUUAUUUUAAAAUAAAUGUAACAUUACAAGGUUCAGGUUCUGUUACAAAACUGAAAUAAAGAUUGAAAUGUCCAUUUACA
Helianthus annuus (common sunflower) is the source of this 1524-nucleotide messenger RNA. Its product is annotated as UDP-glycosyltransferase 76B1-like. Gene Ontology annotation, molecular function: UDP-glycosyltransferase activity. The record is from RefSeq and is a predicted model, not a curated record. The transcript has a single exon. Bases 60 to 1421 code for a protein of 453 amino acids. NCBI's taxonomy places the organism in Eukaryota, Viridiplantae, Streptophyta, Magnoliopsida, Asterales, Asteraceae.